AUGAAGACCGCAGCCCACAUCAUGGCCCUGGCUACAAGUGCCUAUGCCUGGACCUACCCCAACUGCGAACACGAUGACUGCUACCGCAACCUGGUUGACACUCGUUAUAUCGGACAGGGUCCCGCCUUCAGCAUUGGUUGGAUCUCUGGUACCGCCAUGAAUGCUAGUGCUAUUCCCGCGCAGUCCCGCAAUUGCCCGGGUGUUGCCCCUUUGUCCUCUGCCUGCUGGUGCAUCUCAUAG
Molecule: messenger RNA, 240 nt
Organism: Cordyceps fumosorosea ARSEF 2679
Lineage: Eukaryota; Fungi; Ascomycota; Sordariomycetes; Hypocreales; Cordycipitaceae
Exons: 1
Coding region: 1-240 (79 amino acids)
Source: RefSeq, a predicted model, not a curated record